Molecule: messenger RNA, 2822 nt
Organism: Lactuca sativa (garden lettuce)
Lineage: Eukaryota; Viridiplantae; Streptophyta; Magnoliopsida; Asterales; Asteraceae
Product: Double Clp-N motif-containing P-loop nucleoside triphosphate hydrolases superfamily protein
Source: RefSeq, a predicted model, not a curated record
CUUCAAGAAAAUCGUACAUAUUUCCUGAUUCCUUUCAAAGUUGAGUUGCCUUUGGGACUGGUGAAUUCUUCCUGCUUGUCAGCACAUGCAUUCCACUUUCCACUACAAAAUCGACUUUGGCCCUCUAAAUCUUACCUCACCCCCAAGCAAAGAACACACCCCUCACUCUCCAUCCCCAUUUCUGCACAAUCUAUCAGUAAACUAACAAAUCAAGAUUUCAGAUCUUAAACCUAAGUCUAUAUGGUCUCUUGUCUUCUUCACUAUCGAACAAAACGUAUAACCCCUUUAUAGCCAUAACUAAGAAAACAUGAGAGCAGGUGGUUUCACUAUCCAACAAGCUUUAAGUUCAGAUGCCGCAAGCAUCAUAAAACAGGCAGUCACUCUGGCACGCCGCCGUGGGCAUGCUCAGGUAACCCCUCUUCAUGUGGCGAACACCAUGCUCUCCUCCGCCACCGGCCUCCUCCGAACAGCCUGCCUCCAAUCCCAAUCCCAUUCUCAUCCUCUCCAGUGUAAAGCUCUUGAGCUUUGCUUUAACGUCGCUCUCAAUCGUCUUCCUACUUCUUCAUCCAGUCCUAUGUUAGGCCCCAAUCACUCAUCCCAACACCCAUCGAUUUCAAAUGCACUCGUGGCAGCGUUCAAGCGCGCACAGGCUCAUCAGAGGCGUGGAUCCAUUGAGAACCAACAACAACCGUUACUUGCUGUAAAGAUUGAACUUGAACAGCUUAUCAUAUCGAUUUUAGAUGACCCAAGUGUCAGCAGGGUGAUGCGAGAGGCUGGAUUUUCGAGUACACAAGUGAAAAACAAUGUAGAACAAGUUGUUUCUCUAGAGUUAUCCUCUCAAACACCUCCUCCUUCCGCUUCAUGUAAUAACAUCAAGUCCAAGAACUGUAGUACUAUCGACAAUCCACAUCAUAAUCAGGAUGUGAUGUAUGUAAUAGACAAUCUAAUAAACAUGAAGCGAUCUCGAAGCCUUGUGGUUGUAGGUGAGUGCGUUGCUACGAUAGAAGGUGUAGUAGCGAGAAUCAUGGAGAAGGUUGAUAAAGGAGACGUUCCUGAGGCACUAAGAGAUGUUAAGUUUAUAAGUCUCCCUCUCUUCUCUUUUGGUAAACUCUCCAAAGGAGAAGUUGAACAAAAGCUUGGAGAGCUAAGGACCCUAGUAAAUGGGUUUUUGAGAAGAGGGGUUGUGCUUUACUUAGGAGAUCUUAAAUGGAUUACUGAGUAUAGAACCAGUUCAUGGGGUCAAGGAAGGGGAUACUAUUGUCCUGUUGAGCACAUGAUUAUGGAGUUAGGAAGAUUACUUUGUGGUAUUAAUGAAGAGAUUAGUGGAAAGCUUUGGGUAAUGGGGAUUUCAUCAUUUCAAACAUACAUGAAGUGUAGAAAUGGAAACCCUUCUCUUGAAAUUAUUUGGAAGCUCCAUCCGCUUACAAUCCCAGCUGGAAGCUUAAGCUUGAGUCUUGUUCCACAUAGCGAUAUGCAAAGUGAGUGUGGGAGCAAGAAUGGCGACAAUGGAGGUAGUCGACUGAUGCUUGAAAAUGUAGAGGAGAAGCAACUUACAUGUUGCGUGGAUUGCUCUUUGAAUUUCGAGAAUGAAGCUAAAAGUUCACGAUCCUCAAGCCUCCCUUCAUGGCUCGCUGAUGAGAAAAUAGUAGUCAAUAAUCAUGAUCAGGAAUUUGUUUCCAUAAAAGAAUUGUCCAAGAAGUGGAACUCAAUCUGCACUUCAGUUCAUAGGAACAAACCCUUGUUUCAGAGAAGCUUAAGCUUCUCUUCAGUUUCACCAUCUUCACCAGCUUCUUGCUUUACCUACAAUCAAGAAAACCCUAAUUCCAACCGAACCUCAAUCGAUCGUCAACUUUGGGAUUUUACAGCGUUAGAGAAAAACAUCGAAUCACAUGUGGAGGUAGACACUAGACAAAGAUUUCCAUCAAACGUUAAUUCCACUCCGAAUUCAGUUUCUUCUAGUGAUGUUAUGGAGGUGGACUACAUUCAAAAGUUCAAGGAGUUCAACGGAGAAAAUUUAAAAAUCUUAUGCAAUUCAUUAGAAGAUAAGGUACCAUGGCAAAAGGACAUUGUUCCUGAUAUUGCGAGUACUAUACUAAAAUGCAGAUCAGGAAUGGUGAGAAGAAAAGACAAGAUAAACAACAAUGACACCAAAGAAGAGACAUGGUUUUGCUUUCAAGGUAUUGAUUCACAUAUAAAAGGAAGAAUUGCUAGAGAAUUAGCGAAGGUUGUUUUUGGGUCGCAUUCAAGUUUCAUAGAAAUUGCUUUAAGCAACUUUUCAUCAUCUCCGAGAGUGGACACAACUGAUGAACCAAGAAACAAGAGGUCAAGAGAUGAACAAAGUUGUAGUUAUCUUGAAAGGUUUGCUGAAGCAGUGUCUGCGAAUCCUCAUAGAGUGUUUUUGGUGGAGGAUGUAGAACAAGCGGAUUAUUGCUCUCAAAUGGGGAUCAAAAAAGCUAUUGAAAGAGGGAAACUAAUACAUCCUAAAGGUGAAGAAGUUAGUUUUUUUGAUGCGAUAAUUGUGUUGAGUUGUGAAAGCUUUAGCUCUAUAUCAAGAACAUGCUCUCCACCAGUGAAGCAGAAAGUACAAGAGGAAGAAGAAGAUGAAGAAGAAGGAAGCCCUUGUGGAUCUUUGGAUUUGAAUAUUUCAUUUGAUGAAGAUCAUGACGAACAAUCCAUGUCCAUGGAUGAUAUAGGGUUACUUGAAUCUGUAGACAAAUGUAUCAAUUUCAACAGUCAAGAUUUGUCACUGUAAAUCUUGAAUCUUGAACUUAAUUUUCCAAAAUUUCAGAAAAUUUAAAUGUGAAAUCUACUACUUACUUCAA